AUGCCAAGAGAUUUUUUGCAUGAUAUCAUUGAGUUUUUUAUGUCUUCAAACAAGGAAAACUUUGUUAUAUUCCACAUAAUUUAUUUAAUGAAAAAUUGCAUCGAAAAUUGUGAUGUGUUUAUCAAUAGUUUGCUAGGACCUGGUCAUCAAAAUGAUUUCCUAGUUGCCCGCGAUUCAAAAAUUUUCAGCCCAUUGCUUUAA
Echinococcus granulosus is the source of this 201-nucleotide messenger RNA. RefSeq lists its product as hypothetical. The coding region runs from base 1 to 201 and encodes 66 amino acids. Lineage: Eukaryota; Metazoa; Platyhelminthes; Cestoda; Cyclophyllidea; Taeniidae. The record is from RefSeq and is a predicted model, not a curated record. The transcript has 2 exons.